Molecule: messenger RNA, 3228 nt
Organism: Patella vulgata (common limpet)
Lineage: Eukaryota; Metazoa; Mollusca; Gastropoda; Patellidae
Exons: 9
Coding region: 276-1400 (374 amino acids)
Biological process (GO): GPI anchor biosynthetic process
Cellular component (GO): endoplasmic reticulum
Molecular function (GO): hydrolase activity
Source: RefSeq, a predicted model, not a curated record
UAGAGUUAUCUCCUCUACCGUCAUGUUGUCGAAAUUUUUGCACUUAAUGGUGUUAUUGAAAAGUAUAUUUUACAACGAGUCUCGUAAUGGCUGAUCAGUUUAAUUGUAUUUUAUGUAGGCCUAUAUUCUAUUUGAAAAUAGUGUUGAAUUAGUAUAAAUGUGUGUCAGCUGUCGCAAGAAAUGAUUCCUUUGGCAAACAAAGAAGAAUCAUGCCCAUUGAGGUUGAAUUGAUUCAUUGAAAAAUAGUCGUGAAACUACAGUCUGCCCUAUAUGACAUGUACAUUAUGGCAAAAUCACCUGGAAACUGGUUGAUUCGACAUGCAUCUGUGAAGUCAAUAACAGUAACAGUCCUUGUCUUAACUUUAUUUGUUAAUGAAUAUUUGGUUUAUUGGGUACAAAGUUCAAGAUGGCCAGUAUUUCCAGAAGUUGACAGGCAAAAAGAAAUGGUUGUGUUGCUAGUAUCAGAUCCACAGUUACAAGGUAUUCGAGAUGAACCAGGUUUUCCUGUCGGCAUGGUGGCCAGAUGGGAUGUUGAUAGAUAUCUUAGCAAGACAUUUCAGCUAGCCUACAGUUAUAGUCAGCCUGAUAUAGUAGUCUUUCUAGGUGAUUUAAUGGAUGAAGGUAGUAAAGCUAGCCCAGAUGAAUAUCAAAGUUAUUUUACUAGAUUUAAUAGUAUCUUCCAUUCUGCAAAAAAAUCAAAAGUAAUAUACAUCCCUGGCGAUAAUGAUAUUGGAGGAGAAGGAAGGGAUUUCAAGACAUUUAAGAAAGUUUCCCGAUUUGAAAACCAUUUUGGAAAUAUAUCAGGGGUUGUCAGUACACGAUUUGUAGAUAUUUUAAAGUUAGAUGUUAGCCUUCAUACAGAUGUUCCAAGAGGCACUCAAGAAAAAUUAAAAGAAUACAAAUCGAAAAUGAACUCACCGUUCCGUGUAAUAAUAAGUCAUGAAACCAUGCUACCAAAGUUAAAAGUUUAUAUUUAUCCUAUAAUAAAAGAAAUUAAGCCCCAACUACUCUUCUCUGGUCAUUGGCACAAGUCAAUGCAUUUUGUGUGUGAUAGCUGUUUAUCAGAUAAUGCUGAUACUAGUCAUUGGCCUGUACAUCGUAGAGAGUUAAGUGAUAUUAAUGAUUAUAUGUAUCUGGAUCUGACUAACAGUCAAGGUAUACAAGAAUUAAUGAUACCUACAUGUAGUUAUAGAAUGGGUGUCACUGAUAUUGGAUAUGGUGUAGCAAUAAUAAAUAAAGAGAAAACAGUAAGAUAUACAGUACUGUGGUUACCUAGAAGAUAUGAUGUGUUAUAUGCCUAUAUUUUUGUUGUUAUAUUUUUGUUGAUAUUUAAUAUAUUUGGUAAAUUAUGUUUUCCAAAGCUUCUCUAUAAUUAUAGACCAUAUUAUAAAUACAGAUAAUUCGUUAACGUGAUGAGAUGGUUAAACUGGCAUGUCCAAAUGAUGUUAAGAUUUGAAAUGAAAUGAGAUUUAAUGUCCCACAUUUCUGUUCAAACAGAGGUAAUGCAGACAUGCAAUUCUCCAAUUGUAAUUCCAACGCCAGAGGUACACAGGAACUCUGUGUGUCAUCCCAUUCAAAAUGACUAGAAUGAUCUUCUUGGCCAGGCCCUCCGUUCUGCACCACUGACAAUGGGAAAUCGGAGUGGAAUAUCCUGAGGAACUUCUGGUUAGUGAGCCACCACCUUACUCAAUGAGCCAGCAUGGCUUCAUGUAAGGUUUAGUAGUAUUGUUUUGAUUGUGAUAAAUCUAUAACUCUUUUCAAUUGGUAUAUUGCAACUUUAAUUGGUAAUAAUAGGCUACUUAUACUUGUAUUAUAUUUUGUUUUAGGUUAUAUUUUUUACAAAGAAAACAUAUUUUAAUCAAAUUUGCAUGUAGAGAUAUAUUCUUCAUAUUUUAUCAUUAAUCUUAUGUUUGUAUGUAUCAUGUUUAUAAAUAUUAUGUUUUUAUGUAUCAUGUUUAUAAACAAUUUGUUUUUUUUUUAAAAUGACUAUUUAUCUAACAUUUAUUCAAGGACAUUGUAAUGAUUCAAAGUUUAUUUUUUUAAUUGAUAAUUAAUAUUUUCAGAAGAAAUCCAUAUUCUUACCACGUGGAUGAAAUCCUUAAUGUACAUGUACACAUAACGUCCGCUUCCAUCUGUCUAUUGGUCGUUCUACAUUUGCUUGUGAAUGCUCUAGGGGUUUAAUGUUCAUGAGAUGAAGAUUUGAAUUACUGUUGGAGUUAUUGUCCUCUAGUGGCUAGUGUUAUUUUCUAAUUUAAUUUGAUAUUGAUACCGUUUUUAUGUGAAAAAUCCCAUUGAUUUUCAACGAUUUCUGAUAAAUUGAACAGCUAAAUUUAUCAUAUGAUUACAAGUAGAACUAGACAACAAAAUUAAAAAACCCCUUUUUUUUUUAAACAAGCCAACAGUGAGGCUGAUGUCCCUGGCUGAAAUCCCCAAAUAAAUAGAUGACACAUAUUAAAUAUUAAUUAAUUGCACAUCUAUUUCAAAAGUAUCGAGCAAUCAAACUGAUUAUCAACUAUACACUAAGUUUCAUCACUCUCUACCAAAGUUAUCUUGUCCCAAAGCAUCGACCAAGGAAAUUACUUAUCUCUGCUUAGCUUUAGCUUGAUAUGUUAAUCAUUGAACUCCGUCAAGACGAACAUCUACAUCAAGUUUAAACAUUCUACCUUGAUUAGAAGCAGAGUUGUUAUUCCAAAGUCUUGACCAAUCAAAAUGCUUAUUGCCCCUUAGCCUAAGCAGACAAUUCUCAUCAUUAAACUUAGUCAAGGUAUUGAUGUAAUGAAACUAUACACCUAGUUUCAUCACUCUCACUUAAUUAGAACUAAAGUUAUCGUGUCCCAAAGCAUCAACCAAUCAAAUUGCUUAUCUCUACUGACCAUAAGGAAAAAACGCUCAUAACAGACAGCUUUAUGGAUGACAUUCACUAGGUUUAUUAACUGCAACGUUUCAAUGAGGAUUUCAAUGAGGUCACUCCACUGAUCUAUAUAUAAGAUAACUAUGUUCAGAAUAAAGUAAUUUGACUGAAAUUUUCAAUAUAUUCUUCUUUCAUCAUCUACUUUUUAACUGUUAUAGCAAGAAUGGCCAACUCUCUAUAAAAAUCUCCCAUAAUGUAUCUUUAAAUCCAAGCCAUCCGUGGGUCUACAGGGUUGAUUUUGUGCUUGUUGUGUAAAUAAAGAUCUAAUUUAUAAUUUCUAUGACAUCUGAAGCCUAAAUAAAGACUUGAAAUAAUCA